AUGGUUGAUUUGAAGCAACAACUCGAUGUUAUCGAUUAUUUUGGAGUGAUUGCCGUCUGGCUUUUGUUCUUCUCCAUUGUUUUCAUCAUUUCAAUCACCUGUAUUCUUUGGUGUUGUGUUUCCAAAAAUGACGAUCCUACUGUAUUUGCCAAGGUAAUUUGUAAAAGCUAUUAAAAAUUGAACAACAUUUUUUUCAGUACGGAUUCGGACCACAACCACGUGUCAACGCCCAAAGGUCAGCUGCCCAAGAAGCUAAAGCUGAAUAACUUUAACACUCCUUAACUAACCUUAACAAUUUUAAGUAGAUGGUAUGCUAACGCUUUAUCAAUUAACUCUAAUAUUUUAAAAAAUCUUCUUUCAUUUCAGAACAAAAUUGGCAAACGAUAAAGAUUUUUAA
Messenger RNA from Caenorhabditis angaria, 397 nucleotides. The record is from the annotation of a GenBank genome assembly. Lineage: Eukaryota; Metazoa; Nematoda; Chromadorea; Rhabditida; Rhabditidae.